AUGGCGAGCAACAUUCCUGCCGGUCUGAAAUCUGCAGACAUUGGGCGCUUUGCCGUCAGGGCCGCUCAGCUGGAACGCGUGAAGCCCGUGAUCGCCUACUGGUGUAAUUUCUGGAUCGUCAACCAAAUUAUCGAAAAGGGCCUUCAUUCCGAUGACGAAGUCAAGCUGUACACGACAAACCUUGUGGACAAGUUGGAAACCUUCAAGGAAGAGAACCCCGAUAAUGAUACCGUGACGGAUGCAGUGGCCGCCAAUGCCUACGUGGAGGAGUUCGGUCUGGAGGUCUUCGCUCGAGCAGAGGCAACCAUGAGGGCCAACAAGGUGACGAAACAAACUGCAGAUACGUUCCAGGCGGCUGCUACAUUUCUCGAACUUUGCCAGAUUUGGCACGCCCCAGAGCCCGAACUCGCCGUCAAGAUCAAAUUCGCCAAGUACCAUGCGCUGAGGAUUGCGAAGGCUAUCAAGGCUGGUGAAGACCCCAAUGCGACGAAUCCAGUGAUUGAAGAGGAUAAUCUCGAGCCGAAGGAAGAUGAUCCGGAAGUGCAGGCGAUUGUUCAGUCCCUUCCUCCAGCCGACCCUGAAAACCUACCAGGACAGCAGCAGCCGUCUGUGGAAGAAGUUCCCGAUGAAUCUUCCGCGCAACCUUCAGGAUCGACUCCUACCCUACCACAAGUUCCAACCGCUUUUGCCGAUAGCCGGCCUAUCCAGCAUAAUGCGCCGUCUCCGGGCACGGAUGUCGAUAACGACCAAGGCGCGCCCUUGAAUCUUCCAUCGGCGCCGGACACAUUCGCAUCGUCCGCAUCUGCGCCGACUCUACCUGAUACCCCGACUCAGAUUGGCAGGCACCACUCGUCUGGGGAUCCUAAUGCAUUCCAAUCUUUCCCGCCCCCGUCGUCCAGUCCCGAUAGAAGCCCAACAGGAACGUCUUUUGAUGCCAAAGCUUUUUACAGCUCUAACAGAUCGCCUCCCCCUCCCGCGCAGCCAUCGCCUGGGCCACUGCCUGUGGUGUCACGUCCCGCACCCCAGUUUAUGCCCUCAGCAGCCCGUAUACCUGUAGCCUCUACACCCAGCUCAGCGAACGCAUCGGCAGUGGAUGACAACGCUAUUGCACAGGCUCAGAAACAUGCUCGCUGGGCCGUCUCUGCUCUGGCCUUUGACGACGUGGACACUGCUAUUAAAGAGCUCAAGAACUCGCUCAAACAGCUCGGAGUUGAGUAA
This is a messenger RNA of Aspergillus melleus, 1218 nucleotides long. RefSeq lists its product as uncharacterized. The transcript has 4 exons. The coding region runs from base 1 to 1218 and encodes 405 amino acids. Gene Ontology annotation, cellular component: multivesicular body. Lineage: Eukaryota; Fungi; Ascomycota; Eurotiomycetes; Eurotiales; Aspergillaceae. Gene Ontology annotation, biological process: late endosome to vacuole transport via multivesicular body sorting pathway. The record is from RefSeq and is a predicted model, not a curated record.